UUUUGAAUGAUUUCGCGCGCGUUCCUAAUGUAAACAAUCCCAUGCCAUCAUGCCGCACAUUGCUACAUUUGAUGAGUACCAAAAGUUAGAAUCGUUUAUUGAAAAUUUAGAACGGGACACAACAUCGCGGUUCAUCACACAGAGGAUAAGUAACAAAAGACACUUCAGUUUGCAACCCGGAGAUGUUUUAUCUUUAAACGGUCACAAAAUUCUUUGGCAAGAUUGUCAAGAAACAGCUAGUCCUUCUGUUGAAUUUGAUGGCACUCCUUACAUCAACAUAGGAUGGAUGGUAAAAGAAUGUCACCAUGGACCAGAUAGACAGAGGAGAGCAAAGGAGAAAAAAAAACAAAGACGUGUAAGUUGUCUUUACCCCUGGUAA
This is a messenger RNA of Saccostrea cuccullata (small rock oyster), 379 nucleotides long. RefSeq lists its product as uncharacterized. Gene Ontology annotation, molecular function: DNA-binding transcription factor activity. Bases 50 to 379 code for a protein of 109 amino acids. The record is from RefSeq and is a predicted model, not a curated record. The transcript is spliced from 2 exons. Lineage: Eukaryota; Metazoa; Mollusca; Bivalvia; Ostreida; Ostreidae.